UGGCAGCAAAACCAGCAAACUAUUAUGUAUACCUGUUUGGCAAGUUCAGUUAAAAAGCUGACAAAAGGGAAACCAAAGAGGUGAGCAGACACAGACUCUUGCUUCAUGCUGACAAGGCUUGUCUGACUUAUUCUGUGACUCGACGCUGAAUAUCUUUGAAGGUCGGGAGCGAUGUUUCGCUGGGUCUUGCUUGCUUUGUUCAUCAGCCUCUGUGCCAAUGCUGAGGCACAAAAAAAGAAAGGGAAGACCCAGACUGCGCCCCAGUCCAGAGGAUGGGGAAAAAAUAUUAAAUGGGUCAAAAGUUAUGAGGAGGGCCUGUCAGAAAUAGCCAAGAGUCAGAAACCACUGAUGGUCAUUCAUCAUCUAGACAACUGUCCACACAGUAAAGCUCUGAAGGAGGCAUUUGUUGCUGAUAAAUCCAUCCAGAAAAUGGCCAAAGAGGACUUCAUCAUGCUCAACGUGGUGGAGGAAACUGGAGACAAGAAUCUGGCACCUGAUGGUUAUUAUGUUCCCCGAAUCCUCUUUGUUGAUCCAGCUCUGACUGUGCGUGCAGACAUUGUGGGGCAACACACUGACCGUCUCUACACCUACAGCCCGGAUGACAUGGAGCACUUGGCUGCAAACAUGAAGAAAGCCAAACUCCUGCUCCACAGUGAACUCUGAUGCGGCUCCACUCCAACCAGAUGGAUGCUCCUGCAGAACGACCAGCACUGAAGUGUUACACGGGCUUUUAGAGCUCAUUAAAACCAACAUUAAAGGGAUGAAAGUGUUAUUUUAUUCAUGUGUUUGUAAUGUUUUGGUUGCUGGUUUGCAGCAGCACUUUCUUCAUGCAAAGAACGUGCUGCAUACCUCAGAAAAAGGUGGAAAAACAACUUCAAUUGUCAAGUUUUAUACAGAAGAUUUCAUUGUGUUGUAUCAUUAAACACAGCUAAAUAAAUUGCUUUCAAAUUAAA
Molecule: messenger RNA, 953 nt
Organism: Girardinichthys multiradiatus
Lineage: Eukaryota; Metazoa; Chordata; Actinopteri; Cyprinodontiformes; Goodeidae
Gene: agr1
Product: anterior gradient 1
Exons: 10
Coding region: 172-663 (163 amino acids)
Cellular component (GO): endoplasmic reticulum
Source: RefSeq, a predicted model, not a curated record